GUGGAAUUUUCUAGAAUACAUUCGCUUUGCGCAGAACGAAACUACUUCCUCGUCGGUAGAGACAUUUUAAGUACAGCUUAUACAUCCCAACAGUCAAACAAAGUUCAGUUGCAAGAUAGUGAUAUUUACUUAAGAUGAGUUCCAUCGACACAUCGGCUGAUUUAACGGCGCUGUUUCGUCAAAUGACGGAUGAACUGCCAGAAGAACGCAUGCAAGGAAAUAUAGGCAAGAUGAUGAAAGAAAUUGAAAGCCGAAUGAAGAGUGAACCAAGAUUUUUCUUUUACCAGCCCCUAGAAGAUUUUGACAAGCUGAUAACUCUCGACAAGUACAUGUGGAACUUUAAGAGAAAUCUGGGCGACAUAGCGUGGGCAGACAGCACUGAAGCGAUGCUGCCCAGAGCUCGUGUUUACGUCGAGAGUAGCCACAAAAAGAUGUCAGAGCUUUCUGAGGAAAUCAAACACGACAAAAUGACCAAGGAACCGAUCACGGCUUCAGAGAAAAGUUUUCAUCAACAGGAACGUGAAAAGAUGAUCCCAAAAACACUGACAGGGAUGGCAACUUUGAUGGUUUUUCAAUGUGCAGAGAUGUACUUGGCGUGGAAUAAGGUUUCCGCAGCAAUUAAUGUUAAAGAAGAUCCCAACGAAUUCACCAAAAUCAACCAAGAAGUGGAGAAGAUUGCAGGGAAAGUUACUGAGUUCUGCAAUGUUCAGUGGCAAAGAAGUCAGAACAUCAGAAGUGUUUUCCGAAAACUACGAAGGAUUAACAACCUUUAUCGGUCGACCAUGAGUAAGAUAAGCCGUCUGAAAGUUGAAAUGAAGGGCGAGAUACAGUGCCUUGGUCUUCAAAGGAAUCAGUCAUGGCAGGAGGGCAUGGCCAACCUCCACAGCUCCGCAACCCAGGCACAGCAACUCUCGAAAGAUUGGUCAGACCUGCAUCCACUGAUAAAAGCUUUCCAAGUUGGUUAUGCAGUUUUCCACGUUGCGCUUGCAUAUAAAGAGUAUCAAAGAUAUCGGCUUUCUGAAGAUGCCUUGGAAGGUCUACGAAACAAGUUACUCGAGGUAAACUGCCUACAAGAUAAGCUGCAGGAUCUUCUUGACAAGGCUGAAGAAGUGUACGAGGAGAUGGAGGAUGAAAUGCCGUAGUUUCGACGGAUUUAGUCAUUACAGAAGAAACCCAAAAGCGAAAAAUCGUCUUAAGGAAGGCCAAAAUUACACAAUUUCUCUUGAGCAUUAAAUUGUAGAUUCCCCCACAACUCUAGCUGUUAGGCGUAGCCCGAUUUUGAAAGGAUCGGCUGCUGUCUAGUAUUUGUAGAAAAUUAGAAAUAAGCUUUGCGCUUUAGUGGUAUUAACAUGAUGGAUCGAGUUCAUGGCAGCUCUACCGCUCAAGAAAUGCUUUCGGCUACACACUUCGACGAUAGAAGGUGUUUUUAGCUGAAUUGAAAGUGAUUUGGAUCACCCGCUUCAAAAAGAGAUUAAGCGGAAGAUCGACCGAGGUAAGAGAACAUUGAGUUUAUGCUGUCAUGAAGCCGUCGCUUUUAAGCUUCGCUUCCUUCACUUCCGCAACGCAUUUGUUCUUGCCUGUCUCGCGAGCGGAAAUAAUGAGGUUUUUGUUAUCCCAUAACUUUUUCUCGAAAAUUUUCGAUAUUCCAUUAUUCCACCCCCAAAACCAGGCAUUAUUCUAGUAUUCCUACUCGAAAAUUUCUAAAACUUCAACGAUUCCCUGAUUCUUCGAAUUGUGUGCAUGCUUUUCAGUUCGGCUUUUUAACCUUACCUGUUGUCAUGUAUAAACCUGUCUUCGAAUCAAAUAUGCUUUAUAAUAUGCCUCCAGCGCUCGAAGAAUUACGAUGGUUUUGUUGAGGAGUUUCGAGGGCAGAUGUGUUUUCCAGUGGAACUGAUAGCGAUUUGGCUUACCAACUUCAACGUAACAGCGAAAAUUCGAGAAUAAAGGGAACAUUUAUUUUCUUGACAUGCACUCUGCCAAGAGGGUCGCUAUCGCCACGCAUGUUCUUCAAACUGCGAUAGAAUGCUUUUUUUGCACUCGUUGAGAACAUCUAAGUUAGAAUUUAUGUUCGGGUGAGUGCUAGAUACUCGCUUGAUAUUUUGAUGAAACAACGCUAAAACAGGGCCUUAAAAACAUGGUUUCUGUUAUGUAAUGUCUACGAUGGCGUGGCUGCGUUCAGACAUGCAUGCAUUGUGGUUCAAUUUUAUCCUUGGUUUAAAUUUUAUUUUCCUUUCUUUCAAACUCAUUACCAUAACAAGAGGUAAGAUAUAGAUUUAGACGAGCGUAAAAUCAAAGCUCCUUACAAACACUAACCACUCGCUGAAAACAAUAAACGUUAAAAUAAUAUAGCCACAGCGAACAUCUAAAACAUUGCUGUUAUAAAACGUAAUUAAGGAGCGCUUCGUUAACCCGCAUCCCUUGACUAAACGAAAUUGUACCUUUAAGCUGAUUCGGUUCUUAAGUUUUUGUCCUCGCUCAUAAGAUGCUGUACAAAUUGUGCAACAUCGUAAAAGAAGCAAGUUAAAUGGCACUCAGUCUGUUGACGCAUUAAGUGAGUUAGUGAUCUGUGUUGAUAGUUGUUUUAGAAACAUAGCUUUGCCAAAAUCCGAAUACGAUGUUGCAAGUAAGAAAGAAAAAGAUGUAGGUUAUUUCAUUUAGCAUAUUUCCUUAAACAUGCGAACGAAUAUAGUUUAGAUCAGUAAACACAAGUAAAAGUGAUGGGUAUAUAUCGGAAACGUUUUCCACACAAUUUUUUAUACACUUAAUUAAAGUAAAUCGAGGUUGUGUUGCUAACCAACCCGAACAUAGCUAAUCGAGUAACGGAGGAGUCGGAAGCAAACUGCACGAUAAAAACGAAAAUAUAGUUCUAUUUUAACAGUUAUCUCUGUUUCAAAUAUGAGUACACAAAUAAUAAAUAAUAACUCUUCAGUACCAUAUAAGAAGAAUCUGAAGCAAAUGUAUGGUUUACAAAAUGUAGUGGUGAAAUAUUAGUUACAGUGAUAUUGGUUAGUUGACGU
Molecule: messenger RNA, 3017 nt
Organism: Porites lobata
Lineage: Eukaryota; Metazoa; Cnidaria; Anthozoa; Scleractinia; Poritidae
Source: the annotation of a GenBank genome assembly